This is a messenger RNA of Taeniopygia guttata (zebra finch), 1302 nucleotides long. It is a transcript of the gene RAB9A, whose product is annotated as RAB9A, member RAS oncogene family. Gene Ontology annotation, cellular component: phagocytic vesicle; late endosome; lysosome. Gene Ontology annotation, molecular function: GTP binding; GTPase activity. The record is from RefSeq and is a predicted model, not a curated record. Gene Ontology annotation, biological process: retrograde transport, endosome to Golgi; Rab protein signal transduction. Lineage: Eukaryota; Metazoa; Chordata; Aves; Passeriformes; Estrildidae.
GGUGGUGGUGGCGCAGCCCGGGACCGGCAGCGGCGGCAGGAGCGGCCACAGCCCCGUUCCGCGGGCUGGGAUCGGCCUCGCCAGCGCGCCCGGGAGCGGCGGCAGUUCCCUUCCCGCGGUCCGGAGCCGAGUCAGAUUUUUGGAAACUUGCAGAUCUGCUUUAGGCAACAAGUUUAACCACUGUAGUGAUUGAGGGCUGAGAAAUGUAAAUCCUCCACAAACAGUCUAGGAAAACAAGAGGAUCUGUUCCUGUAACAAUGGCAGCAAAAUCAUCACUCCUUAAAGUAAUACUGCUAGGAGAUGGUGGAGUUGGGAAGAGUUCCCUCAUGAACAGAUAUGUCACCAACAAGUUCGAUGCACAGCUGUUUCAUACAAUAGGUGUGGAAUUCUUAAAUAAAGAGUUGGAAGUCGAUGGACAUUUUGUUACAAUGCAGAUAUGGGACACAGCAGGUCAGGAACGGUUUAGGAGCUUGCGGACUCCUUUCUAUAGAGGUUCUGACUGUUGCCUGCUAACCUUCAGCGUGGAUGACUCUCAAAGCUUCCAAAACUUAAGCAACUGGAAGAAAGAAUUCAUUUAUUAUGCAGAUGUCAAGGAGCCUGAAAGUUUUCCAUUUGUGAUACUGGGUAACAAAGUUGAUAUCGAUGAAAGGCAAGUAUCUACAGAAGAAGCCCAAGACUGGUGCAGGAAUAAUGGCAACCAUCCCUAUUUUGAAACCAGUGCAAAAGAUGCCACUAAUGUUGCAGCAGCCUUUGAAGAAGCUGUUAGAAGAGUUCUAGCCUCUGAAGAUAGAUCAGAUCACUUUAUUCAAACAGAUACAGUAAACCUUCAUCGGAAACCGAAGCCCAGCUCUUCUUGUUGUUGACUUAAAUUUAUUUUUGCCAAAUUACUGUUGACUAGCUUGUUCUGUAAAAGAAUGGAGAAGGUGUAGUAGAUAGAAUAACAAAUGGGUUUCACUCUAAUAUUAAAAUCGUAAUAUUCUGCUGCUUUCAUGGGAGAGAAAAAGAAAAAUCUCCAUUCAUGAGUGACCUGUUAUUGAAUUAGUGAUGCUUUCUGUUCAGGAAGACAUCAAGGAAGAAAAUAAUAUAAGAAUGUAAUUUGCCAACUUUAUUCAAAUGAUAAAUACUUUGAAUAUAAUUAAAACUUGAAAGUUCUAGAAGCACUACUUUGGAGAAGCUGUUCUGGAAUUCAGGCACAAAGAUACUUUUAUAUGUGUAUAUUUUUAUGAAAUCGGCAUUCCACUUUUGUUUCCUUAGAUGUCAGUUUCUUAACAAUGCUAGAUAUUAAACUUCAGUCUCACUACA